GUUUAUGGUUUUGGUACUGAAAAUAAAACAUCGAAUUUAAUUUGUACUUUAUAUAUUUUUGCUUAAUAUCUUGACUGUAUCUUGUAAUUAAUUGUAGUAAAAAAACCCCAAUUGUUUAUUUUACAAAUGUCUGCUAGUAUUACAUAUACCCAAAAAUUCGAACUAAAUAUUAAUGUUACAGAGUCAUGAAUAUUGUAAUGUUUACCAUCCCGGCCUUUCGUAGCAGUUUAGAGCUUUUGCAGAAAAUAUGGCCUGUAACUCUCGUGAAAGUGAUAUAAAUCUGAACACUGUGUCCGAUUUAACUGAUGACAAUAAUAUUGUUGAUGAUCUAUCUAUAAUUCCCCUCGAAAAGGACAGUUUUGCAAUAUGUGAAUUGUGUGGUCGCGUCGGUCGACGGAAUAAUUUUUAUCAGCGCAAUAACAAGUUCUGUUCUUUGCGAUGUUGUACAAGCAGUACCAGACGUCGACAUUGUAACUGGAGAUUCAAACUAAUGGAAGGCACAGAACACAUGGAGGGCAUGAUCCCUUUGGAGCCCUUACCACAACUUCAGCAGUGGCAGACUGCAUUAAAUGAUUUGCAGGCUGGACCUAUAAAGCAAUCUGCAGCACUAGUGGCAAAUAGUUAUGAAUGGAAGGAUGAGCUGUUUGGCUGCGACUUUUUAGCUGCUCCAGUCAGUUUGUUUAAACAUGCACCUCUCCAUGAGAUGUGGGACAAUACCUUUGAAGGUAUGAAGGUGGAAGUGAAAAACACAGAUUGUGAUAAUCCAUCAGAAAAGUUGAAUGAUUAUUUCUGGGUGGCUACAGUAUUAAAAGUAAAAGGUUAUAUGGGUUUAUUACGAUACGAGGGAUUUGGUAGUGACGAUUCUAAGGAUUUUUGGGUAAACUUGUGCUGUUCUGAAGUUCAUCCAGUAGGAUGGUGUGCGACUAGAGGCAAGCCGCUUAUACCUCCUCGUACUAUUGAAGAUAAAUACACUGAUUGGAAAAAAUUUUUAGUGAAGCAGUUAACUGGUGCUCGUACAUUACCAGCUAACUUCUACAGUAAGUUAAAUGAUAGCCUGAUAUCAAGAUUUUCAAUUGGAUCCAUCUUGGAGGUUGUGGAUAAAAAUAGAAUAUCACAAGUUAAGGUGGCCAGUGUAUGCGAAAUUGUUGGGAAGAGGUUACAUAUAAAAUAUUAUGACAGUUCUCCAGAAGAUAAUGGUUUCUGGUGUCACGAAGAUUCGCCCCUUAUCCAUCCAGUUGGCUGGGCAUUUCGAAUUGGGCACCCCUUAGACGCACCACAAAGUUACUGUCAAAGGGUAGCAGCAGGACGAUUGAUACCAAGUGAUUCCACGCCAGAUAUGUUUCACAAAUAUCCUAGCAAUGAACCUCCAUUGUUUGCUGAGGGAAUGAAAUUGGAGGCAAUAGAUCCCCUGAAUUUGUCCGCUAUAUGUUCAGCAACGGUCAUGCAGAUAUUGAAUGAAGGUUACAUGAUGAUUAGAAUAGAUUUUUACCCAGUCGACGCGUCGGGUGCCGACUGGUUUUGUUAUCAUCAGCGGUCACCCUGUAUAUUUCCUGUUGGAUUUGCAUUAGCAAACAACAUACCUUUGGUGCCUCCUGCUGGGUUCACAAUGGAAGAGUUUAAUUGGGAGCAGUAUCUCUCGAUGACAUGUAGUCCUGCGGCGGGACGGUCUCUGUUUGCGGCGCGCGGUCACGUGGUCUCGCACGGUUUCGUAGCCGGCAUGCGGCUAGAGUGCGCGGACCUGAUGGACCCCAGACUAGUCUGCGUCGCCACCAUAGCGAGGGUGGUCGCUGACCUUCUCAAGGUGCACUUCGACGGCUGGGGCACGGAGUACGACCAGUGGCUGUGGGCGCACAGCACGGACGUGUACCCGGUGGGGUGGUGCCGCGCCGUCGGACACCGGCUCGAGGGCCCGCUGCAGCCGCCGCCGAGGCUCGCGCGGCUCGCACGCAAACCGUCGCACAAGCAGCAGCGACGCAGACGACGCCCGCACGUUCCGAAAACAUCUUCUCAACCACCAACCACAACAGAGGAAAGCUCUCAAUAUUCUGACAUGGGUGACACCAAGAGUCUUUCGCCGCCGACCAGUGUAUCGGAGAUAUCAGUAGAGAACGAACUUAAAAUUGAUGCAGAGACGUUAUCUGAUAAAAUGGAGACAGAUACAGAAAUCACGCAUGAGCUAGAACUCCCUGAGCCUAUAGCUGAUAUCAGUCAGGAUUUUUCGAGUAUUCCCACAGACAUAUCACAAGAUUCAAGUCAACUCGUCGCUGAACCGUCCCCGGAAGUUCCAACGGAAGAGACGACGAUAAAUAAUGAUAAGGUGAUACCUAGACUAGUCAACACCACUGUGCCCUUAGAUGUACUAAAUACGGUCGAUCCAGAGAACUGGACGACGGCAGACGUAGCUAAGUUCCUUACUGUCAAUGAUUGCCAACCGUACUGUGUUAAUUUCGGUCAGAUAACAGGACCUAUGAUGCUGCAGUUGUCUAAAGAUGAAAUAAUAGAGUUAUUAGAAAUGAAAGUAGGCCCGUCAUUAAAGAUUUUUGAUUUAAUACAACAAUUAAAAUGCAAAAUAAAACAACCUCAAUGUAGAUUGUUAAGUAGCUUUAAGUAGUUUUAGUGCAUAAGUUGCUUCACUUGUAUGUAUAUAUAAGAGAUCAUUCGCUUAAAGUAACAAUGUCGAACUAACAGGAAAUGCAGGAGGGACCAUAGUCUUUUGGAAUAGCAAUGUGCCAAUGCAUAAAUGGUACCAUGGUGGUCUUAUCCGCGGUGAUGUUCAUAUAUUUAUGGGCGACAUACCGUAAUACAUAAACGUGGUGUUUCAUUAAUUUUCACUAGCUAAUAUUUUAAAGGGCACAUUGUUAAAAAUAUAAUAUAAUAUUUUUCAUGGGGCUUAUUUAUCUUAUAAUUUCCAAGUGAAAUUUUAUCUCAUGUAAUCGUGGAAUAUUUUUUUUGUUAACAGAGGAUGCAAAAACAGUAUAUCAAUUAUACAUAAUAAAGAAACCAAAUAUAUUAUACUUUUUUCCAAUGAUAGUCUGGAUAAAUACAAAAUACAGUUCAUUUAAUGAAAUUUUCGUUUUUGUACGUGAAUUUAACUGUAAAGUAAUGGCGAAAAUUAUGUGCAUAUAUAACAUUUUCUAAUGGCAAUCGCUAUACAGAUAGAUAAAUUGCUAAAUAUCUUAAAACAUUUUACGAUGCAGCUUCACUACAUCUAGAAAAAUCACAAAUAUAUUUAUUGAUUUGAUUGGAGCACUGAUGGCGGUUGUCAAGCACGAUUCUCUAAACCUAGCAUAAUUAUACACUGCAAAAAUAUUAAAGAACAAGUAAAUAUCUUUAGAAUUGUACUUCAAUAUUCAUAUCACAAAUACAUUAGUAUUAGAUUUUAGUCAAACUAGUUUAAAUUUUGUUUAUUGCGUAAUGUAUUCUUGUACUUUCACUAAAAGAGAAAAUUUUAUAAUUUUACUAUAGUUGUAGAUUUAGAAUAUGGUAUUAUAUUUUGCGCCACCACAUGGUAUUUAUUUUAGCACGCAAGACCUGUUGAGUUGGUAAUGGAAUUGACUAUGUAACUGUAUAACUGAGUAGCUUUAAUUGUUGUUUGAUUGUUUGAUAAAUCUCGCUCAUUUUAUACACUGACAGUGAAGCAACUUCUACUAUAAAUUAUCGUAUAUUUUAUUAUAUUCUGCUCUCCCUCUAUUUUUUUUGUAUAAUGAGAGUACACGAUAUUUUAACAAAUUAUUUGCAAUCAAUUUAGCCUAAUAAUUUCAUGCGUUAAAUAAGAAUUAUAUGGUAUCUAUUACAUUUUAUUGCGCUUGUGUAAGCAUUUUUAUGGAACGAGCUAUUUUUUUUAAUUGAUGUUAUAAAUCAUGUCUUGACAGAUGGGUCGGUCCCAUCGAAACUAAACUUGAAAUCACAAUUAAAUAAUUGUUAUUUAAAUAUUUAUAAAGUUAUUGAUAUAGUCGGUUCUUAACACAAAUAAUUUUAUGGUAAAUAAUAUAUUUACCCCGGUAUUAUAUCCUACCUUUAGAACCCGACUAACUAUAUAAAUAUUUUUUACUGAACGGGAUAAAUGAAAAGUAAUUAUUUAAAGUAUUUUUAAACUUGAUAUUUUUUAAGUCUAAGGACGGAAGGUAUGUAAAAACGACACAGAUAGCUCAAAAAUAAGUUGUCUAUUUUUAGAUAAAUUGUGUGGCAUUCAGUGAUAUUUAUGAGUAAUAACAAAGGAUAUGAUGUUAGUAUGUUUUUACAAGUUGACUAGGUAUUCAUAGUAGUAAUAUUGGUUUAUUACUCGUACAUUUGUAAUAGACAUUCAUAUUAUAUAGCAAUAAUAUUACCAUUACUAAAAUAUUUACGCAGUUGCCCAAAUCAUGGAUAGUUUUAUAAUCAUUAUUUAUUAUGUAUUACAAAAAAUUGUAGGGUCAUUAUGACAUGACUACAUCCACGGAACAAAGAAGUAAAUAGAAAGAUAAUGAUAAAAAAAUAUUUAGAAAACGCCUGCCGCCAACACAAACACAACAAAUUAAUUAGCUACGUAGCCAAUCAAAUAAAAAUAAUUUUUCGUUUCAAAAGACAGAUAUUACUAUUCUUUUAAGUUUUGUGACUUGAAGAUGUUAAGUACGCAGUAAAGUAAUACACUCCAUACAAAAAAAUUGUACAAUUACGUAUUUUUAUGUUUGUUACAUUAAUUUAGUUUAAAAAUAUAUCAACCAACAAUAUAUAAUUAUAAACGACAUUAAUAUGGCUUUGCUCAAUUGUAGUACAAAAUAUGUCUGACCCGCGCCAAUUGUCACGUACAUCGAAGUAUGAAGUAUUAAACUUAGUUGUGGCAUACGGUUUAUCUCGUUGCUCCCGUACCAUUUCUACCUACCUUUUUGUUCUGUGACUACAUUACAUCACAAAUUGUUGAAAGUUAACAAAUUAUAUUUUAAGAUAUUACUUGUACUGUUAUUAUGUCAUUUAAAAAGCUUCAUUUCUUCGACAUAGAACUGUAGAUUUCCAUAUAGCUAAGAUAGAAAUCUUAGCCCUAUAGAAAAAUAAAUAGUCAUUAGUACUUACAUACUCACGGAAAUUGUACCAAUUAUUAUUAUAAAUAACAAAAACAAACUGUUAAGAAAAAUAUAGAUAUAUCUAAAUCGCUCAUAGCACUAACGUAUGUCGCAUGCCAUUGGUCUUAUUUUAGAGAAGUGCACAUUUUCUAAGUACAUA
Molecule: messenger RNA, 5199 nt
Organism: Achroia grisella
Lineage: Eukaryota; Metazoa; Arthropoda; Insecta; Lepidoptera; Pyralidae
Product: polycomb protein Sfmbt-like
Exons: 10
Coding region: 248-2611 (787 amino acids)
Biological process (GO): regulation of DNA-templated transcription
Cellular component (GO): nucleus
Molecular function (GO): zinc ion binding
Source: RefSeq, a predicted model, not a curated record